Molecule: messenger RNA, 444 nt
Organism: Protopolystoma xenopodis
Lineage: Eukaryota; Metazoa; Platyhelminthes; Monogenea; Polystomatidea; Polystomatidae
Source: the annotation of a GenBank genome assembly
AUGCAUACCUUCCAUCUUCACAUUUCUCUUUAUACAGAGCGCAUUCUUUCCGGUGGACCGGCCAAUGUUGCCCACUGCAACCAAGCAGCCCAUGGUCUUGGUGUUGGUAGUUCCGCCUCUUCGGACGACCUCUUCACUAUACCCUUCAGUCCCACAAAUCCUUUCCAUUCGGCGGCCGUUAAUGCGGCUGCCGUGCUAAAUAAUGCCCCACCGUCGCCAUCUUGCAGCUCUCUGGCUUCGUCGGCACUAGCUACGAUUUCAACCGGACAAAUUAGGCAGACUACAGCCGCAUCGGCAUUAGCUGCGAUACAGGCUAGUGAGGAGAAGAAACUGGGCAAACUAGGCCCUCACCAUGUCCAUGGACUGUCGACCUUCUGCAAUGGAGCCUGCUGUAGACCAUGUUUGUCUCUUGCCAGACAACUAUCCCUGAGACAGAUUAAAUAG